This is a messenger RNA of Closterium sp. Naga37s-1, 678 nucleotides long. The record is from the annotation of a GenBank genome assembly. Lineage: Eukaryota; Viridiplantae; Streptophyta; Zygnematophyceae; Desmidiales; Closteriaceae.
AUGGGGCUGCAGAUGUGCGUGCAGAGGGCAGCAGGGCGCACGGGGCGCACAAGACAGCAGGGCGCGCGUGGCGUGCAGGGCUGCAAGGCGCGCGGGGGCAGCAGGGCAGCAGGGCGCGUGGGGCGCAGCAGGGCUGCAGGGCGCGCGGGGCACGCAGGGCAGCAGGACAGCAAGGCGCGCGGGGCGCGCAGGGCUGCAGGGCGCGCGGGGCGCACAGGGCAGCAGGGCAGCAGGGCGCACAGGGCUGCAGGGCAGCAGGGCGCACAGGGCUGCAGGGCAGCAGGGCGCGCGGGGCGCGCAGGGCUGCAGGGCGCGCAGGGCAGCAGGACAGCAGGGCGCGCGGGGCGCGCAGGGCUGCAGGGCGCGCGGGGCGCACAGGGCAGCAGGGCAGCAGGGCGCACAGGGCUGCAGGGCAGCAGGGCGCGCAGGGCGAACAGGGCAGCAGGGCGCACAGGGCUGCAGAUCCCCUCCCCCCCACCGCUGCACCCGCAGAAGGGGGAUGGAGGAGAAGUUGGGGGGGGGGGGGGGCUGGUGCUGCAGAUCCCCUCCUGCCUCCCCCUGAACCGCCAAGCUCCCCCCCCCCUCCCAACACAAAGCGCAGCAGGGAGAGAGAGAGGAGAAGGGGGGGCGGGGGGGGGGGGGGGGCUGAUGCUGAAAUCCCCUCCCCCCCUCUGCUGA